AGUGACGCGCGUUCCCGGUCACCCAGGGCGCGCGGUUCCGUUUCCGCUGUGGCGCCCCCUGGUGCCUCGGCCGCGUGUUUCCCGCUCUCGGCCUCGCGUCCCGACGAUGGAGGCAGCGGCGGCGGCGGAGGGCACCGAGCCGGGCAGCGGCGGCGGGGGCGGCGCGGAGGAGCCCGUGGUCUCCUUGGCGGAGGUGCUGGCGGAGAACGAGGAGCUGGAAAAAGAGGCGCGGGCGGUACUGGGGGGCAGCGACCACGAGCGAUGCAGCUACUCCCAGGGAGCCGUGAAGCGGCAAGCGCUGUACGCCUGCAGCACCUGCACGCCGCCCGGGGAGGAGCCGGCGGGGAUCUGCCUGGCCUGCAGCUACGAGUGCCACGGCACCCACCGCCUCUUCGAGCUCUACACCAAGAGGAACUUCUGUUGUGACUGUGGAAAUAGCAAGUUCAAAAAUCUGCAGUGCAAGUUGCUCCCAGAAAAGAGCAAGGUGAAUUCAGGAAAUAAGUAUAAUGACAAUUUCUAUGGAUUGUACUGUACUUGUAAAAGACCAUAUCCUGAUCCUGAAGAUGAGAUUCCAGAUGAGAUGAUCCAAUGCAUAGUUUGUGAAGACUGGUUCCAUGGAAGGCAUCUUGGUGCAGUUCCCCCUGAAAGUGGAGACUUCCAUGAAAUGGUGUGCCAAGCCUGCAUGAAUCGCUGCCAGUUCCUCUGGGCCUAUGCGUCCCAAUUAGCAGUUCCUCCUCUGACCAAAGUGAACUCCUUGGAAGAUGAAGGGAUUCUCCUGAAGGUUGAUGAAAGUGAGGAGCAGAAGAAAGAAAUAAAAAAAGAAAGUGAAGUGGAACACCCGGAAAAAAAGGAGGAAAAGCAAAUGGAACAGUUGAACGAACCAUCUACCAGCUCUGGGUCUGCUUGUCCAGAGGUGGUUACUAAGAGUGAGAAGCCAGUCUGCAAGCUGAAAGAACUCCAAAGCAAGCAAUUUUUAAUAAAAGAUACUGCCACCUUUUGGCCAUCGAAUUGGAGAAGCAAAUUAUGCACCUGUGAAGACUGUUUGAAAAUGUAUUCAGAGCUUGAAGUCCAAUUCUUGACAGAUGAAUGUGACACUGUUUUGGCUUAUGAAAAUAAAGGUACCAGUGACCAAGAAACAGAGAGGAGAGAUCCUUUAAUGGACACCCUUAACAGCAUGAACAGAGUCCAGCAAGUAGAACUCAUCUGUGAAUACAAUGAUUUAAAGACAGAACUGACUGACUAUCUCAGGAGAUUUGCAGAUGAGGGAACGGUCGUUAAACGAGAAGACAUUCAGCACUUCUUUGAAGAAUUUCAGUCACGGAAAAGACAACGGACUAACAGGAUGCAGUACUACUGUAGUUAGACUGAAAGGGUCUGGGUCUGAAAGGAGAACUAGUAAAAGAAUUGGCAAACAGAAAGAGGCAUCUUCAUUAUUUAGCUUCUCAUGGAAAUUUAACUGUCCAAGAAACUUCUUCAUUUUGUCUCAUAAUUCCUUUAUUUGUAGCGACUGAAAUGCGUUCUUAAUGGGUACAUUGCAUUCAUGGGGAUUUCAGUACUGAUGACUUUGCAUUCCUGUGAUAGCUGGCUUUGUCUUAAAGGAGAGGCUGGCUUGUCACAGGAACAGCGUGGCCACUUUGUAUUUCUUUUAGCCUUUCACUUAUUUUACAGUUAGUGCCUAUAGCUGUAUGCUCUACUAGAACGGGGUGGGGUCUGCUCCUCCUCCCUCCUGUACAGUGCAGGCAGGCACCAGGCACUGGGUGUGCUUUGCAAGGCUGCAGCGCAUUGCUUUCCUGCUCUCAGUGGCUCUGUGUCAUCUCUUGGGGUGCAGUGAUUACAGCAAAUGCUCCCUGCACAAAGCAAGUGUCUACUUACUGCUCAGAGGGAGGGCACGUCACCUGAAAGGGUAAAGCAGGCACACGUCGUGGUCACAGCUGUUGGGUGCAACCACAUCCUAACGUUGUGUCACAUCAGGUGAACUGAACAGCACUGUCCUGCAUGCUCCCUGGGCAGGUGAAAAAUCAGAAGACAUAGGUUAGGCAACAGAAUGUUCUGUUUUUAUAAAUUCUAAAACUUUGUUUCUAAUAUUGUAGGAUGAUGUUUUACAUGUAAAAAUUUGUCGUGUGGAAUUUAUCCACUCAGUAGAAUAUAAACAAUAUCUAGGAGGAGGUACUAAAUUACCAGUUAAGCACUGGGGGGUUGUUAGAGGACUCCUAAUGUGCUUCAAUUUUAAAAGUUAGCCUACUGCAAGUUAUUGUACUUCACAAAUGUUCCUAGGAAGACUCUUAAUAUCCUGGCAUUUUGCUACAGUAUAGAAAAUAUAGAUCUUUUUUAUAAUCACUGUGAUAAUAAUGGAACAGGAGAUAUUUCACUGACUUUUAAGAAUCUACACUUACCUACAAUUAAGUACCAACUUUUCUUAAGUUUGGAGUCUAACGUAGUUUUCAGUUUUCCUUACCCACAACCCCCAAAACAACCCUUAAGUUCUAGUUUUUAACUCCUGCUUUAUGUAGUUGAAGGACUUUACCAUGGGGUACACUACUUCCAUGUUAAUGACUUUUGAGAAGAAAAUUGGAUCUUUACUUAUCAUUCUCCUUAUUAAUUGUUUCUGACCACUUUACUUACAAAAGGUAGUUCUAGUAUAGAGGCUCAGUUCACCAGUUUGUUUCACAUGACUGGUUGCUUUUAAACUUAACUCUGGGUAUUGUAUGUGCUUUUUUUUUUUGUAGCGACUGUUAUGGGAGUUGUAAUGCAUAUCUAACUACAAUAUCUAAACAUUAAAUAACUGUU
This is a messenger RNA of Calypte anna (Anna's hummingbird), 2787 nucleotides long. It is a transcript of the gene UBR7, whose product is annotated as ubiquitin protein ligase E3 component n-recognin 7 (putative). Lineage: Eukaryota; Metazoa; Chordata; Aves; Apodiformes; Trochilidae. The transcript is spliced from 11 exons. Gene Ontology annotation, cellular component: cytoplasm. The record is from RefSeq and is a predicted model, not a curated record. Gene Ontology annotation, molecular function: ubiquitin protein ligase activity; zinc ion binding. The coding region runs from base 107 to 1363 and encodes 418 amino acids.